Molecule: messenger RNA, 3771 nt
Organism: Coniosporium apollinis CBS 100218
Lineage: Eukaryota; Fungi; Ascomycota; Dothideomycetes
Exons: 8
Coding region: 1-3771 (1256 amino acids)
Biological process (GO): translational initiation
Molecular function (GO): GTPase activity; translation initiation factor activity; GTP binding
Source: RefSeq, a predicted model, not a curated record
AUGAACCCCCACAUCUCCCUCCCACGCCCCAUGGGCGGCCCCUCGAACUUCGGCGGCACUCUCCCCACGCACCGCAGCGAAGCCCCCCGCAUGCCUCGUUUCUUCAAACGGCUGUUCAAGUUCCCACAGAUGGAUUUCGAGAUGGCGGUGUGGGAGAUGACGAGCCUGAUAAUAGCGCCGAAGAAGGUGUUUCGGUCGAUGUACUAUCAUGUGGAGACGAAGAAUACAUGGCAUCGCCCCGACCCCUCGUUCACCUAUCUCCUCUCCUUCUUCCUCCUCCUCACAUCUAUAGCCUGGGGGCUAGCCUACGCGGACGGCUUCGGAAAGAUUGUGAAGGUGGCGGCCAUUUUUGUGUUCGUGCACUUCCUGGCGGUGUCGCUGCUUGUCUCGACAGCGGCAUACUUCCUGGUCGGACGGCUGCUGGGCCCAGGUGUGCCAGGCCUUCCUGGGCGGAGGAGGCAGGGGCUGUUUAUGCAGCCUGGAGAGGCGGAGCAACUGGAGUUCGGAUACUGCUUUGAUGUGUCGAUACGGGCGUUCUUCCCUGUGUGGGUGUUCCUGUAUGUGAUACAGUUCCUGCUGAUGCCGGUGAUAUCCAAAGACUAUUGGGUAUCGCUUUUCUUCGGCAACUCGCUGUACCUAUUAGCCUUUGGCUACUACACAGUGAUCACAUUCCUAGGCUACAAUGCCUUGCCCUUUCUCCAUCACACCGAGCUCCUGCUCGCGCCGACAGCAGUAUUUGUGAUUUUAUGGUUCGCGAGCCUCUUCGGCCUCAAUCUACCAAAGUACUUGGCGCCUAUAACAUCCUCAACCCACGACGUUUGCGUCUUCUGCGCCUCCCGCCUCGGUAUUACUCCAGCAGCGCCGCCGCCAGCAUAUGUCCAACGCCGCCAUCUCAACUCGUCUCCCAAAGCAGCGCAGUCGAGCGCUCAGGCUGCUGUUCGUCAGGAAGACAGCCAGGAUGAUUUGCCGGCUCGAGCGAAAUGGGGCUCAACGUUUGCGGGCCAGGUCGCGAUUCUCAACGAUGAGCCGGCACCGAAUAAAUGGGGUUCGACCUUCGGCGGCGGCGGGAUGAGAGCCGAGGCGUCUAGGACGGACAGAUGGGGCGCAACGUCUGGAGGCAGCGGACUGAGCGCCGCAGAGGAGCGGGAGAGGGAGGUGUUGAGGGCGAGAGCGGCGGCGGCACCGGCGCAAGCGCAACAGAGCGAGCGUGCGGAGAGAGGGCGCUGGAGGGUGGAUCACAAUACACCUGACAGGCAGCGGAUUCAAUUCGGCCAACGAUCACCAAGAGGACAGUCACAACACCCUUCUCGAUUAUCGUACCGCCUAAAUCUCAAUCCCUCGAAAACUCAAGAACCCCGAGAUCCCCCUUUUGAUGCGAAUCUCACCGCGAACUGGAAGCAUCUGAAGCGACGGGGCCAUGACCACAGGAGCCAGGCUGCCGCACAGAGUGCAACUAUGCCGCCUCCUCCGUUUCAGGAGGCGCCGACGUUCAGGCGCGUAGAGCUACAACCAACUCCUAAGGGCUACGUAUCGCUCAACGGCACUCCCGCACGACCGCCACCACCACCUACGGAAGCACCGCCGCGGCAUAUUGAAGAAGUACGCACCGCGCCGUCUCAACCGCCGUCAGAGGUCAGGGUGGAACCACCGAGGGAGGAACGCCAAGAGCGUCAGGCGCGCCAGGAGCGCGAGGAGCACCGCCCGAUACCUCGUCGAUUCCUCGAUGACCGCGGCUCACGGUCCAUGGAUCCCGGUCCUCGUCGUCGUGAUGGUCACGAUCGGAACGAAGCAGCCCGGCGCGACCGCUACGCUCGUGAUGCAGACGAUGAGGAGGACACAAAACGUAUCUCCAAAGCGGAGCGGAAAAGGCAGAAGAAGGCCGCUAAGGCCGCCGCGGCUGAGACAGCAGCACCUACACCCAUCUACCUCCCCGAGUUUAUCAGCGUGACGAACUUAGCCAGCGCACUCCGCGUUCGCCUGGAGGACUUCGUAGCCAAGAUGGAAGAUCUCGGCUUCGAGAAUGUAGAAGGCUCGCACAUCCUGACCGCCGAGAACGCUGGGCUAAUCGCCAUGGAAUACAAUUUCGACCCGAUCGCCGACACGGCGGACGAAGAUAUCGACCUGCGCGCCGCGCCUGAGCCCUCACCCGAAGAGCGGAGUCUCCUCCACUCCCGUCCCCCUGUUGUGACAAUCAUGGGCCACGUCGACCACGGCAAAACCACCAUCCUCGACUACCUGCGCAAAUCCAGCAUCGCAGCCACCGAGCACGGCGGCAUCACGCAGCACAUCGGCGCCUUCAGCGUCCCGCUCGCCGCCUCCAACAAAACGAUUACCUUCCUCGACACACCCGGCCACGCCGCCUUCCUCAGCAUGCGCCAGCGUGGCGCCACUGUCACGGACAUUGUCAUUCUCGUCGUUGCCGCAGAUGAUAGCGUCAAGCCGCAGACCAUCGAGGCCAUCAGGCACGCCAAGGCCGCGGGCGUCCCGCUCAUCGUCGCGAUUAACAAGUGCGACAAGGAUGAGGCGAAGCCUGAGAUCGUGAAGGCGGACUUGGCACGCCAGGGCGUCGAGGUCGAGGAUUUCGGCGGGGAUGUUCAAUGUAUCUGCGUCUCCGGCAAAACCGGCCUCGGCAUGCGCGAGCUGGAAGAGGCGGCCGUGACCCUGAGCGAAAUCCUCGACCACCGCGCUGAUACGGAUGGACCGACUGAGGGCUGGGUGCUCGAAGCCACGACCAAGACGCGCGGCCGCGUCGCUACUGUCCUCGUGCGCAGGGGCACGCUGCGGCCUGGCGACGUGCUCGUUGCGGGCGCGACGUGGGCGAGGGUGAAGACCCUGCGGAACGAGGCCGGCGCGCUGGUGGAUGAGGUCGGGCCGGGCAUGCCGGUCGAGGUGGACGGCUGGAAGGGCCAGCCUGUUGCCGGUGAUGAGGUGCUACAGGCGCCGGACGAGGGGAGGGCGACUGCUGUGGUGCAGCUGCGCGAGGAGAAGAAGGAGAGGGAGGCUUUGGCGAAGGAUAUGGAGGCCAUUAACGAGGUUCGUCGCCUCGAGGCCGAGAAGCGCGAGCGCGAAGAGGCGGUUGCGCGGGCGGCGGAGAAUGGCGAAACCCUGCCGGAGGAUGCCGCUGCGGAGGCGCAGAAGACGGGGCUCCAGGAAGUCUUCUUCGUCCUCAAGGCCGACGUCUCCGGCUCCGUCGAGGCGGUCCUCAACGCCGUCUCCGCGCUUGGCAACGCGGAAGUCGCUCCGCACAUUCUCCGUUCCGGCGUCGGUCCCGUCAGCCAGUUCGAUAUCGAGCACGCGGCUGCUGCCAAGGGCCAUAUCAUCUCAUUCAACACGGCCGUGGAGCCCAAGAUGGCGCAGAUGGCGGAGAGCCAGGGCGUCAAGAUCCUGGACCAGAGCAUUAUCUACAGGCUUGUCGAUGAUGUCAGGGCUGUGCUGUCGGAGAAGCUGCCGCCGCUUAUCACUCAGAGGGUUACUGGCGAGGCGGAGGUGGUUAUGGGCUUCGACAUCAAUCUGGGUGGGAGGAAGACGGUGAAGAUUGCGGGUGUGAAGGUGAGGAAUGGAGUUGUGGGGAGAGGGAAUAAGGUCAGGGUCAUGAGGGGGAAGGAGACGGUCUACGAUGGCACAAUAACCUCCCUCAAAUCAUCGAAGAAGGACGUCCCCGAGAUGAGGAAGGGGACAGAGUGUGGCAUAGGCUUCAAUGCUUGGGAGGGCUUCGAGGCUGGGGAUCAGAUCCAAUGUUACGAGGAGAGGUCUGAGAAGCGGACGCUGUAG